Lodderomyces pseudojiufengensis is the source of this 2790-nucleotide messenger RNA. RefSeq lists its product as uncharacterized. NCBI's taxonomy places the organism in Eukaryota, Fungi, Ascomycota, Pichiomycetes, Serinales, Debaryomycetaceae. The transcript has a single exon. The record is from RefSeq and is a predicted model, not a curated record. Gene Ontology annotation, biological process: proteolysis. Gene Ontology annotation, molecular function: metalloexopeptidase activity. Bases 1 to 2790 code for a protein of 929 amino acids.
AUGACUGAACCAGGGGAUUCCAAUCUGCUGCAUGAAAGUGUCAAUCAUAGCAAUAAUACUAAUCAACACAAUCAACAUCAUUCUAAAUCAAAUCACAAGCACCAGAACCCCAACUUCAUAAUAAGAUUUUUUAGAGAAGUUUUUGGAUAUAGAAAAACGUCAUUAUCUUUGUUUGUCAUUUUAACAGCAGUAAUAGCAAUCAGUUUAUCAUAUUAUGAAAACUCAUUAGAUUAUAGCAUCAAAUUACCUGAUAAUAAGUAUGAAAAAGAAUUGUUAAAAAAGUCUUGGUUAGACUUGGAGAUUAUAUCAAAAUACGAACAUCCAUAUGCAUCAACAGCCAACGAUAAAGUUCACGAUUAUUUAAAUUCAACAAUAAAUGAAAUAGUUGAAGGAAUUGCCUACAUUGAAGUGGACAACAACAAUACUAUUGUGCUUAACCAUACAUAUUUUAGUCCUAAAGAUAUAGUUUAUUUUGAAAGUAAUAAUAUAUUAGUGAAAAUAAAGGGAAGAAACCCACUGCUCCCUGGUUAUUUAUUGAGUGCACAUUAUGAUUCCGUACCGACGAGUUUUGGUGUUACUGAUGAUGGAAUGGGUAUAGCAAGUUUACUUGGAGUUUUGAGAUACUAUAGCGAACAGAAACAACCGGAAAGAACCAUUGUUUUCAACUUCAAUAACGAUGAAGAAUUUGGGCUUUACGGAGCUGCAGCUUUUGUUGAGCAUCCAUGGUUUCAAGAUGUGAAAUACUUUUUAAAUUUGGAAGGCACCGGUGCUGGAGGGAAAGCUAUUUUAUUUAGAGGAACAGACUACGGUGUUGUUAAAUAUUUCUCCAAUGUUAGAUUUCCUUAUGCUACUUCAAUUUUUCAGCAAGGAUUUGCUAAUGGAUACAUACAUAGUGAAACCGAUUAUAAGAUAUAUCAUGAGGCUGGUCUUAGGGGUUUAGAUUUAGCUUUUUAUAAACCAAGAGAUAUUUACCACACAGGCUUAGAUAAUAUAAAAAAUAUCAACAUCAAAUCCUUAUGGCAUAUGCUUUCAAAUGCCAUAGAUUUUACCAAAUUUAUUUCGGAAAAAAAUAUCGAUGAUGAUGGUGAAUCAGAAUCAGCUAUCUUUUUUUCAUCGUUCAAUCACUUUUUCUCACUACCUGAAUCAAGAUUGUUCAUUAUUAACGUGAUUUUAAUUUUUUUAUUUCCAAUAGUGAAUGGUAUAUUAAUUUUCACAGCCUUGAAGUAUAGAAAUUUGGAACUUACAGCCGGAUCAUUUUUAUUUGUACCUGUUUCGUUAUUUGUUACAACUUUGAUUGUUUCGUUUAUUGUUAAUCAAAUUUUUAAAUCCGUCAACCCUUUAUUACCAUCGUCCAGUCCAUAUUUAUAUGUCAUCACCAUAUCGUCAUUCCUGGUUUUAAUACUUUAUCUUUUUUCAAAUUUAUCUAGCUAUACUUCCCAUCGAGACCAUAAUGAUUUCAAACUAAUCUGUAUUAUUCAGGUGUCUUUUAUAUAUUGGUUGGUGUUGGUGUUUAGUACUAUUAGUGGUUUCAUUUGGGAAAAGAAUAAAAAUCAUACAGGUGAAUAUGGAUUUACAAUAUUAUUUUUCUUGGAGACUGUUACAUCAUUUUUAGGUUUAUUAGGCUGGACUCUAUUUCUGAGAAAGAAAGACGAGACAGUAAGGAAUGUAGAAGAAGAGCCAUUGUUGAAUGGGAAUGUGGAAGAAAGAUAUUCAUCUGAUGAGAAUGACGAUCUGGACGAACCAGACGAGCAACAGAAGGUCGAAAGAACGCUGCAAGAUUUUAACUAUGAAUGGUCUUUACAAUAUUUGCUAACCGUUCCUUUGUCAUUUUUCUUAAUAUACAAUUCUGGAUGGCUUUUGAUAGAGGGAGUGAAUAAGACUAUACAAGAAUCCCUAUCAGGAGAAGAAACGGUCUAUUUUAUAUUACAAGCAUUUGCUAUUGCGUUGGUUGUCCCAAUGAUUCCUUUUGUUCAAAAGUUUAACAGAUUCAUAAUUUUUUUGGUUCUUAUACUAUCAAUAAUAGGAUCAUUUACAAUAUCGAUAAAAGAACCAUUUAACGUAAAGAAUCCUAUGAAAUUAAGAUUUAUUCAAGUGUUGAGUGGUAAAAAUACGUUUGUUAAUGUAUAUGGAAGACAAAAUUAUGUAAAAGAAGCAUUGAAAAGUUUACCAUCAAUUGAACAAUCUAAUACGUCUAUAAAUUGCUUAAAACAAUCUGAUGGAAAUGAAGUUUGUUCUUAUGAAACAAAGUUAUAUCCCAAUAUUUUGCCAAGCAAAGACUUGGAUGAUUACUUAAAUCUAACAAUUUCGAAUACAACAAAAACAAAAUCGUUUGGCAUUAAUAUUGAUGAAUUUACCAUCGUUGCACCACAAAGUAGACAAUGUAAUAUUGAAUUUUCAGGAACUGAAGUCAAGGCAGUAAUACUCAAAAAUGGUUCUAAAGAGAUCCCACCAUUCAAAAGAUUACCUGAUGGAUUUUCAAAGGAUGAAAAUUUCUAUUAUAAAGACGUCCAUGGACUUAGUAAAAUAUACCUUAAUAAAUUAAAUUUUAAUUCUACUUUUGAUUUAGGUUUAUAUUGGAUACCUAGUAUAGAUGAUGAAACAAAUGCUUUGGAAGUUAAGGUGGAGUGUUUUUGGGCAGAUUUAAAACCAAUUUCAUACGAUGAAAAAGUGAAGCCAGCAAUUCCUGCUUAUAAUGAACUAAUUCAUUAUACACCGAAUCAUAUUAGUAUAGCGAAUAAGGAUAGAGGAUUAGUUUCAGCUGCGAAAAAGAUUAAGUUGAAAAGUAAAUAA